AUGGCUCUGCGUACAUCUGCCGACAAUGCAGAGGACGUGGCCGCUGGCUUUCGUCUUUUCCGCGACCCCCUGCCGGAGCAUUCAACGGAGAUCACCAGCCUGAUCGCCGAUCUCUAUGCAAUUAGCACCUCCCUCAAGAACCUCGAAGACUUGGCCCGCAAUCGCAACUACCGGCGCAACCUGCACGCCGUCCAGCCCGACCUAGAACUGGUUCGAGCAAGCUUGAAGUAUACGCUCGAAGAUGUUGUCGACUUCUUCGGAGACCUGGAGGCGCGGAGAGGCUCCAGCCGGGAGGUCUACAAACGGACAUGGGUUGACCUCUGUACUUUCUUCCGGGAGGAGUCGCACGACUCACUGUCUACCCGUCUAGCCAAGUAUAAGGCCUUUCUGUCCGAUUUGGAGGCUCUAAUGAAGGGGUUCGUUACUCCACGUGGCUCUCUCCGGAAAUGCAGUAAUGCACCCGAUGAUCGACUGAUGUCCUCUCUGCGACGCAAUCUCAAAGGUUUGUUGGUGCAGCAGGAAUCCCAGGUUGCGUCGCACCUGGGCUCCCUGUCUCUGAGUUCUCCCUCGUCGAGCAGCAGCAGUAGCAGCAGCAACACCAGUGGCGAACCCGGCAGUCCAGUCAAUGAUCGCAGACCCCGCACCCGACGAUCCUACGAGCGAGCUCGUCCGUCUCACCUGGGGCCCCAGUCGCCCACCUCCGCUUCAUCUGGCACCUUCUCGGAUAUCCCUCCCUCGGCUCCAGAUGCACCGGGCUCGCCCUCCACUACGACUGCCACGAGCCAAUCGACCAAUUCCAGUGUACUUGGCGAGCAUUGGGCGAGACGGGUGUUCUUAGAUGAUCACCCGCAAACGCCUAUCCCCUAUAUUGGCGAAAGCUCCAAGUGUCUGGGUGAACCCAAGUCCAAUCCGAAAGCAUGGCUAGAGGGCGAGGGAUUCGAGGAGCUUUUACAGUUAGCAUUCAAUAGCGAGACGGAUCUCAGAGUAUGCUUCUAUUUACGAGAUGAAGACCAUCGUGCACGCAUUGUGUGCAAAGCACGCCGUUCUGCGCGGUCGAACGAAUAUUUCAUCCUGCCCUUGAAUAUGCUGGAGAUCGUCCGUGUCGGAUCCUGUCUACAGUUGUGCCGGCGCCGUCGUGGGGGCAGCGAACUGGUUCUGUGGGCCAACCUCAAAUUCAGCACCAUCGAGCAGAUGGUGAUUUUCUUCUGCACCUUUUUGGCACUUCGAUCGCAAGAUUCCGGGCGUCCUGUGGCUGUGGAGAGUAUCCGCGAUUACGAGCUGGCGCAAGAGGAAGAACUCUUUGGAGGACAAAUUGUGGACGACGAUUUCCUUCAUGCAUUGCGUGUUUACCGGGACGAGGUGUCCGGCGCUGUGCGGCUCCAAGCAUCGGUCCACAAGGGGGAGUUGAAGCGAUCCCCCGUCUGGACGGCUUUUAUCACAGACCACAUCGGGACUCGCGGCUGGAUUCGCCGUACUGAGCCUAAGGUUGUGGUGUUGAAGGAGAUACGCCGGAGUCUCUUCACGUUCCCUGAUUAUACACCCCCUCAGACAACUCGGGGAGAGCAUGUCCUGAAAUUCACCCAUCGUUCAGAUGCGCAAGGAUUUUAUGAGACUAUGACUGAGCUCGCACAUGGAUGACACACAUGCUGUCAAAAGAAAAAUGGAUACGAUUGAUGACUGAUGAUUGAUGACCACUAAGAGUCAAUCCGGAGGUUUCCUGUUUGUUGUCGGAAUGACCGUGACGGUAGCAUGUGCUAUAUAUACAUAAAGCUGGUCUCAGACCAGGCAAUGAUACCCUUUGAUUACUCCGUGGACCU
Aspergillus aculeatus ATCC 16872 is the source of this 1817-nucleotide messenger RNA. RefSeq lists its product as uncharacterized. Bases 1 to 1638 code for a protein of 545 amino acids. Lineage: Eukaryota; Fungi; Ascomycota; Eurotiomycetes; Eurotiales; Aspergillaceae. The record is from RefSeq and is a predicted model, not a curated record. The transcript has 8 exons.